AUGAAAAUGGAAUCCCCCAAUCUUCAUCUUGGAGGCCGCACUCAGCAAAGGCUUAUUGGACCCCUUCCUUACGCCCGCAGCACAAGGCCUGCCGGAGGGCUGCAUCUUCCGAAGGAGACGUUUGAAGGAGGGGACCACCCUGAAAGGGCCACCAAGGGCCUCGUCGAUAAAGAAGGAAAAAUGGAGGUUCUUCGAAGCGACCCUCGCUGCAACACGUGGGUUACCCUGAAGCCAGAUGGCUCGCUGGUUGUCGGUAGUGGAUACGAUGGUUGUUUUGUAAAUCACAGGGGUGCGGACUAUGUUGUGACUAUCGGAAUUCCUAGGAAAAUUAAUGGAAAGAAAAAUACUUUGCAACGAGAGAUCAGGUGCUCGGAUGGUGCAGUCAAUGAUUCUCCCAGCCCUGACCAAUGUGCUGCUAUCCCAAGAGCUGACAGACUCCUUUGUUCGACUUCCCAAAGCCUGUGUCCGAGUCUCGGAUGCUGCUAUGAUCCCAGUGACCGGUCUACUCCGUGCUACUUCGGCAGUGCAGUAACCGCGUUCUGCACGCAAGACGGACAGUUCUCGAUUGCGGUAUCAAAGGGCGUAACUGUGCCUUCCCUCCUCGUGAGUUCUAUUCGUCUGGCUAAAACAACCGGGCCGGAGUGCGAUUCCGUAAAUCAGAAUAACGUAUUCCGGGUUUUCAGCUUCCCGAUCUCAAGCUGUGGAACAAAUUUCCAGGUACUUGGAGACAAAGCAGUGUAUGAGAAUCAGGUGAUUGCGGAAGAAGAUGUGAGGUCGUUUAAAGGAGCUUCCAUCACCAGGGAUAGCACGAUGAGGAUACUUGUGCGCUGUUACUUCACCGUUAGUGGCUUCCUCCCACUGAAGGCUGAGGUGGCCACGCUUCCACCCCCACCACCAGCUUCCAGCCAAGGUCCACUUAUGUUGGAAAUGAGAAUCUCUUUGGACUCUACGUAUAGACAAUAUUACACGGCCAGUGAUUAUCCGAUUGUGAAAGUGUUGCGGGAUCCGGUGUUCAUAGAGGUCCGGAUUUUGCACAUAAUUGACCCAGAUGUAGUCCUCUUGCUACACCAAUGCUGGGCCACCCCAACUUCUGACCCCUUACACGAAGUACAGUGGCCAAUACUUGUUGAUGGAUGUCCUUUCACCGGUGACAACUACCGAUCGGAACUGCUGCCUGUCACUGGAAGUCCCGAGAGAAGAUACACCUCUCAUUAUUCACAUUUCAACCUAAAAAUGUUCACUUUUGUUGAUGUCAUCACUCAGAAUGUACUGGGAAACCAGGUGUAUGUACACUGCAGCGGCUCUGUGUGUGUCCCCAGUCCGCCUGAGACCUGCACUACAACGUGUUCUGGAAGAAGUAAAAGAUCAUUUGACUUGGAUGGAUCCGGCACAGAGCUGGUAACGUCGGAAGGCCCCAUAUUCUUUCACGACGUACAGGGAACUGGCAGCCAUAACCAGCAAGGUGUUGCAGCUGAAGAUCAGUCAGAAGAAUGGCUGCAGAACGCCACGCUCGCUGUUGGAGGCGUUAUCAUUAUGCUUCUGGUGCUGGCUUUGGGCAUGAGAUACAGGCUACGAAAGACGAGCGUUCUUAUAGGGCUACCCAGAAUUCCUGGCCUGUUUCCGUCCAUCUGGAUUUGGGUACAGGCUAAGAUCCAGGCCAGAUCCAGCUCGUCGUGGAAGCAAUGA
Messenger RNA from Spea bombifrons (plains spadefoot toad), 1686 nucleotides. Its product is annotated as zona pellucida sperm-binding protein 4-like. The coding region runs from base 1 to 1686 and encodes 561 amino acids. Gene Ontology annotation, biological process: binding of sperm to zona pellucida; prevention of polyspermy. The transcript is spliced from 13 exons. Gene Ontology annotation, cellular component: egg coat. Lineage: Eukaryota; Metazoa; Chordata; Amphibia; Anura; Pelobatidae. The record is from RefSeq and is a predicted model, not a curated record. Gene Ontology annotation, molecular function: acrosin binding; structural constituent of egg coat.